UCUGCUUCUGGCAGAGAAAAUGUGGGGAAUGGGAAAUGCUUGAACAGAGAUUUGAACGGUAUUGAGGGGCUAGCAGGGCAGAGAUCAAACCCCGCAGUGGGAAGUCAUCUGUAUUUCUGCAAGCUGUUGUGUUGGGCAGGAGGCUCUGGGCACUGACAACAUGUUUGAGCUUGAGGAAGGGCAAAACCUGCAGGUCAGUGAAAUCCUGACCAAGUGUGUGGAAUUAGGGAUGCCACAAGGGAAGGAGAAAUGCAUGUUUUAGCAGGUGCCUGCAACCGCCUGACGAAAUCCUGGGGUUGAGGACAUGCAGCCAGACCUGGGACUGUGGGGAGCUGGCAGAGUCCCUGGGCAGAGACUGAAUAACCUGUGGCAGUGAAGGCUGGCAGCGCCCUGGUCCCGUGCAGGCACCGUGGGGUGACGCUGGCCCUGCCCCGGCGGGAGAGGAGAACCGCACGGUUCCUCUCAGGGGGGACGCACCAGGCUCCCCGCAGGCGCAGGGUCAGGUCUGGAGCAGCCCUUGCCAUUGAAGAGCUUUGAAAUGAAACAUGAGAAAUUAGAUUCAAUGGAGGGGAGGGCUGGAUUAUUUUUCUUUCUUUUUUUCUUUUAUAUCUCCCCUCCCUUGCCCCUUCCCCCAGCCUGGAAAACUGAACACUUUCAGGAGAGCCUGAGUUUUUAGGGUUGUUGAUUGUAGCCGUAUUGGUUUAAGGACAUAGGCAGGCACGGUUUCUUUGGGUAGAUGUGAUAUCUUUUAUUGUACCAACUAAAUAGGUGGGGAAAAGCUCUUUAGGCAGGUCUCAGCCCCAAAUAACAGUCCUGACAGCUCUGAAAAGCUCUUGGCUGACAGCAGACGCAGGGAGAAAUGCUGGGUGUGUUGAAUUGUUGUGAAGUGGCUUCCAACCCUUUUUCUGCUGUUUUCAUUGGAGUUGUGGCGAGCUGCUGCUCCACGAAGGGUUACCAGAUCCCCCCCGAUCCCAGCGCUGGAUCUUGACCCCGGCUCCUCCCAGCUCAGCAUCUGUGCCGUUAUUUCGCAGGAAGGAAACGGCCCAGGGUGAGCCCAGCCCUGAGCUCAGGAAAGUGAAAGUACCCCGUGCCCUCCCGUCUCACAGCCAUGGCCGCGGCGAGCGCUGUACAAAGCCUCCGGGACGAGGCGACCUGCUCCGUCUGCCUGGAGUUGUUCAGGGACCCGGUGAUGAUCGUGGGCUGCGGGCACAACUUCUGCCGAGCCUGCAUCGCCCAGUGCUGGGAGGGGGCCGAGACGGACGUCACCUGCCCCCAGUGCAGACAGACCUUUGCCCAGAGGCUCCUGGGCCCAAACAGGCAGCUGGCGAAUGUAGUCGAAGUGGUCAAGGGCCUGAGCGUGGGGUCAGCGGAGGGAGCCGGGGGCAAGAUGGUGUGCGAGCAGCACGGGGAGGCUCUGAAGCUCUUCUGCGAGACAGACCAGGUCCUGAUGUGCGUGAUCUGCCGGGAGUCCCGGGCGCACCGAGCUCACCCCGCAGCUCCCAUCCAGGAGGCUGCGCAGCAGUGCAAGCCCCUGCUUCUGUCUGGGCCCCAGGCGGCUGCCCAGUUCACCCACGCCUGUGUCUGGGGCUGCUUUGCAGCUGUUUCUCCUCUUCUCCAUCUGUCUUCUUCCCUUUCUGCAGCUGAAGAAAGUGGACACUACUUUGCUAGUGGCAGUGAAACAAGAGCUCUUUGGCACACCUAUGCGCUAUUAUACAUCUGUAACGUAUUGAGGACACUUCUACUUGACAAGGCCCAUACAAUCAGAGUCACGAGGGCACCUAAUUCACUUUCAUCUGAAUGUGGGUGUUAAACACCUCAUGUUAUGGACCUGGAUCCUAGUGGGCUUUUCAAGCAGGUCAGUACAAAAUUCAGGCAUUUUCAAAGCCAUCGGUCAACUCCCACCUCGUACCCUCCGUGCCUAA
Messenger RNA from Alligator sinensis (Chinese alligator), 1922 nucleotides. Its product is annotated as zinc finger protein RFP-like. NCBI's taxonomy places the organism in Eukaryota, Metazoa, Chordata, Crocodylia, Alligatoridae. The transcript is spliced from 2 exons. The coding region runs from base 1109 to 1810 and encodes 233 amino acids. The record is from RefSeq and is a predicted model, not a curated record. Gene Ontology annotation, molecular function: zinc ion binding.